Magnolia sinica is the source of this 3721-nucleotide messenger RNA. Its product is annotated as 5'-3' exoribonuclease 3-like. Gene Ontology annotation, biological process: nuclear-transcribed mRNA catabolic process. The transcript is spliced from 23 exons. NCBI's taxonomy places the organism in Eukaryota, Viridiplantae, Streptophyta, Magnoliopsida, Magnoliales, Magnoliaceae. Gene Ontology annotation, cellular component: nucleus. Gene Ontology annotation, molecular function: RNA binding; 5'-3' RNA exonuclease activity. The coding region runs from base 101 to 2503 and encodes 800 amino acids. The record is from RefSeq and is a predicted model, not a curated record.
AGGAAGGAAAUUAUAGAAACCCAUCAUCUUUAUAAAGAAGAGGAAUUGGAAGAGGUUGGCAGAGAGCUAGUACAUAAGUUGGGGGUCUUUGAGAGAGAGAAUGGGAGUGCCAUCGUUCUAUAGGUGGUUGGUGAGCAAGUAUCCAAAGAUAGUAGUGAAUGCAAGGGAAGAGAAAGGAGGAGAAGAUAGGGUUAUUGAUACAACUCAGCCCAACCCAAAUGGAAUAGAAUUCGAUAAUCUUUAUCUCGACAUGAACGGCAUCAUCCAUCCCUGCUUCCAUCCGGAUAACCAUUUAUUUCCUCCUACAUCAUUUAAUGAGGUCUUUGAAAGCAUUUUUGAAUACAUUGAUCGACUCUUUGGCAUAGUGAGGCCUAGGAAGCUCCUGUAUAUGGCCAUAGACGGAGUAGCACCAAGGGCCAAAAUGAAUCAGCAAAGAUCUCGCCGCUUCCAAACUGCUAAACAAGCUGAACUUGCGGAAGCCGAGGAGGAAAAACUAAGAAGAGAGUUCGAAUUCCAGGGGAAGGUUAUUCUUCCAAAAAUGCAGUCUGAGGUUUCGGAUUCAAAUGUUAUUACACCAGGAACUGAAUUCCUGGAUAAAUUGUCAAAGGCACUUAAAUGCUAUAUUCGUUCGAGGCUGAACAAUGACCCGGGUUGGAAAGACAUCAAGGUUAUACUGUCUGAUGCAAAUGUUCCUGGUGAGGGAGAGCAUAAGAUGAUGUCAUUUAUACGGCUACAGCGGAAUCGUGAUGGAUACAAUCCGAAUACUCGUCACUGCCUGUAUGGCCUGGAUGCGGAUCUGAUAAUGUUGGCUUUAGCCACACAUGAAGUUCAUUUAUCUAUAUUGAGGGAGCAUGUAGCUACCUUGGAGCAGCAACCAAGCUGCACAUUGUCCCUAGAAACAUCCCUUUCAAAGCAGAACGUAUAUUCUGUAAAAUCAAGAGGGUGGUUUGGUAAGGUCCAUCAGGCCAAUGGUGGUGCUUCGUUAGCUAAGAUGCCGUUUCAGUUCUUGAAUAUUUGGACAUUACGAGAAUAUUUGGAACUCGACAUGACAAUUGCUGAACCUCCCAAAGAUUUCUUGAUAGACUUUGAGCGAAUUGUAGAUGAUUUCAUCUUCCUUUGUUUCCUCAUGGGAAAUGAUUUUUUGCCUCACCUGCCUUCGUUGGAAAUUCAUGAGGGCGGGAUAGAUUUGCUAAUGGCUGUUUACAAAAGGGAGUUUAAAAGCAUGGGUGGAUAUCUCAUCAAUACAUGCAGAUUGCGAGAUAAGCAUGCUGCCUAUAUAAAAUUGAAAAGAGUAGAACGGCUAAUCCUUGCUGUUGGUUCUUGUGAAGAUAAAAUUUUCAAGAAAAGAUCAGAGAUACGGAAGCGUAAUCUCGAACGGGUUGUGCGUGAGAUGUUUGAAGCCAUGGGCGAAGAAGAUGUGGAUAAUGGGGAAGUAAAUUCUAAAUACCUACCAAAUGCCCCAUCAUUGGAAUCUAAUGGUCUUUCGACCAUCAGAUGUUCGGAAACUGAUGUUUUGAACAAUACCAAGGAAUUUAAGCAGAAACUAAAAGAAAUGCUUCGACAGAAAUCAGACCUGUUCAAAAAUGGUAACCCAGAUAAGGUCAAUCUUUGUUCUGAAGGUUGGAAAGCUCGAUAUUAUAAGGCAAAAUUUUCGGUAGAAAAGCCUGAUGAAAUUGAAAGCAAACGAAAAGAAAUUGUUCAAAAAUAUGUGGAAGGGCUAUGUUGGGUUCUUCGCUAUUAUUUCGAAGGAGUAUGCUCAUGGAGCUGGUAUUAUGAUAAUCACUAUGGUCCAUUUGCUUCUGAUUUCAAAGGCCUCGGUCGUUCGCGGAUAAAUUUUCAGUUGGGAACUCCAUUUAAACCGUUCACUCAGCUUAUGGCCGUCCUUCCGCCAAGAAGUGCCGAUGCACUUCCAGAAGCAUAUAGGACCCUAAUGACUUGUCCGGAUUCAAAUAUCAUAGAUUUCUACCCCACUGAUUUCGAAGUUGACACAGACGGAAAGCGGUAUAUGUGGCUGGGUGUCACACUACUGAAAUUUAUUGAUGAGAAACGCCUACUUCUGGAGAUUGAGAAACUAGAAAACAAGCUAAAAGAUGAAGAAGUUCGAAGGAAUGCUAUGGGGCUCGAAAUUAUUUUCGUUCGGGCCAGUCAUGAUUUAGGAUCACAAGUUUCUUCUCUUUGUCGUCGAUGUGUGCUUGCAUCAGGCAAUGAGCAGAUCAUAAACAAAGUGAAGAUUGACACAAAGAAAAGCGGUGGCUUGAAUGGUUUUCUUAUCAGAUGCAAUGAGCAAUCAUGCAUGGAUGAUAGCAGCUCUCCUGUGAAGGGGAUGGAAUACACUAUUAAUAAUGAUGUCUUAUGUGCAAUGUUCGAGAACCCACCAUUCGACUAUCAUAUUCCUGAGCCACCUAAAAAUGUUACAAUGCCUGAAAAGACGAUCACUGAAGCUGAUAUAGAAGAAAGACCACUCUGGCAUGAAUGUAAUGGCAGUCAGAGGCAAAAUAGGUGAAUUUUCUUUCUCAGAACGAUGCUUUUGCGAGAAAUAUCGAAAUCGAAAAUUCAGUUGUAUCUGUUUUAACUUAGUGUAUGAAAAUUUGGCAGAAUGCAAAAUCGGCCUGCAAUGGAAACAAGAAAUGUUGGAAAACUCAGUUCAUCUGACCCAUCAUCGGUUCGAGAGAUGUGUAAAGGGGCAGGGUCAGGAUGGGGCGGUGGGAGAGGAAGAGGUUCUUUGAAUAAUUCGAAUUUCAGUCAGAAUUCAGAGACUUUCAGGGGAAUUCAAGCGCAAAAUGGCAGUUAUUGGCAACCGAGAAAUGGUAUGUCGGCCCACAGGAUUGGAAGCCGCCAGUACAAUACUCGGCCGGACAUUGGUAUGAAUGGUCAAGGCCAAGGGAGAGGAAUUAGGUCUUUUGAAAAACCAAGGUUUGGUCAGACUUUGGUUGCAGUUAGCGGAAUUCAGGUUAGAAAUGGCGGUUUCUCUGUAUCAGGAAAUAGCUUGAGGGCCGACAGGGGUGAUUGCUGGAGAUCCAAUUCUCAAGAUCCGUCAGCACCAGGAAAUGGCUCAAGGGCUAACAGGAGUGAUUGCUGGAGACCCAUUUCUCAGGUUUGGGCAGAACAGAGUUCUCGGGCCGAGGAAGAGGCUGUUUUGAGCCAUCUUCCUCAAGCUGAUGAUAGUAGUUAAGACAGUUGUCUUCUUUUGGAUCUUGGAUAAGGUGUUUGGGUUUUGUUUUAGGGUGUUUGGUUGCACCCUGUUUCAUGAAUAUGAAAAUUUGGACCAAAUGAGACUGAUAAAUCAUGAUUUUGGUGCAACCAAACGCACCAAUCAUGGCUGUUUUGGGCAAAUCUUUUUUGAGCUGAAGAUGGUAGUUAAGGUAGUUAUUUUCUUUGUGUGUUUUGGUUUAGGGUGUGUUUGAUUGCACCCUAUUUCAUGAAAUAGGAAAAAUUGUACUAAAUUGGAUUGGUAAAUCAUAAAAUAUCAUGAUAUAUGAUGCAACCAAACGCUGCCUUACUUUUUUUAAUUUUAAUUUUUAAUUUUAAUGCAGUUUUAUUUUUGGGAAUGAAAACUAUCAAAACAGUUAGGUGAUUUUGAUUCCGUAUUUCUAUGUUGUAUCUCAAGCACCCUUAACUAAAACGGGUUGAUCUGGGCUGACGGAUGGAAGGUUGUAAGCUUCAAUUGGACUUGUCACUACAACUUGUUUAAUGAAAGAAAACAUGGCAUUUUGUAUGUCAA